UUACACGUCAUCCAAAUGACGCCCUCUUUAAGUUAAAAAAAUAUUUACAAAUUGACGAUAUGUUGAAGAUUUGCUGGCAUAAAUCAACAAUUUAUUAGAUUACCAAUUUUAAUAAAAUAUUCUCAAUAAAUCAUCAAUAAUUCAAGAUGGUAUUAAUUGCCUCAGCAGUAUGCACAAAGUCUGGCAAAACUUUAAUAUCUCGACAGUUUGUUGAAAUGACUAAAGCCAGAAUUGAAGGUCUUCUAGCUGCAUUUCCAAAAUUAAUGAGUUCUGGUAAACAACAUACAUUUGUUGAAACAGAUUCAGUUAGAUAUGUUUAUCAACCAAUGGAAAAGCUAUACAUGUUACUCAUCACAACAAAAGCUAGUAAUAUACUUGAGGAUCUUGAGACAUUACGUUUGUUUGCAAAAGUUAUACCAGAAUAUUGUAAAUCACUUGAUGAAAAUGAAAUAGCAGAAAAUGCAUUUAAUUUAAUAUUUGCAUUUGAUGAAAUUGUUGCACUUGGUUAUCGUGAAAAUGUUAAUUUAGCACAAGUACGUACAUUUGUAGAAAUGGAUUCUCAUGAUGAGCGUGUUUAUCAAGCUGUCAGGAAUUCACAAGAACGUGAGGCGAAAAAUAAAAUGCGUGAAAAAGCUAAAGAAUUACAACGACAACGUAUGGAAUCAAGUAAAAAAGGUGGUUCUAAAAGUUCUGGUUUUGGUGGUGGCUAUGGCAACAAUAGUAGUAGUUUUACAUCAAAUUCAAACGUUGGUGAUACUGCAAAUUAUAUUCCUGAAGCACCAGCUAAAACAACAUCAACACCAUCACAAAAAACAACAGCAGCUGGUCCUGGUGCUAUGAAAUUAGGUGGUAAAGUACGUGAUAUUGAUUCAUUCGUUGAUCAAUUAAAUGAGGAAGGUGAAAAUAUUAAAAGUAUUACAUCGUCAAAUAAUACAAAUGUCAUAUCAACAACAUCAACAACAACACCACAAAUAAUAAAUAAUGAACCAGUACAUUUGAAACAAGAAGAAAAAUUAAGUGUACGUCUUGGUCGUGAUGGUGGUGUACAAAAUUUCGAACUUCAUGGUUUAAUAACACUUCAUAUCACUGAUGAAAGAUGGGGAAAAAUACGUGUACAGUUGGCAAAUAAUGAUACACGUGGUAUACAAUUACAAACACAUCCAAAUGUUGAUAAAGAUUUAUUUAGAACACAAGGACAAAUUGGUCUCAAAGUGCCAACAAAACCAUUCCCAAUAAAUACUGAUGUUGGUGUUCUCAAGUGGAGAUUGCAAUCACAAGAUGAAACAUCAUUGCCAAUCUCGAUCAAUUGCUGGCCAUCAGAAAAUGGUGAAAAUGGAUGUGAUGUUAAUAUUGAAUAUGAAUUGGAACAAGCUGAUCUUGAAUUAAAUAAUUUACAAAUAAAUAUUCCACUACCAAUGGGCUGUAAUCCAAUUGUCAAUGAAUGUGAUGGUGAAUAUCAACACGAAGCACGAAAAAAUAUGCUUGUAUGGUCUUUGCCAAUUGUUGAUGCAUCAUCUAAAUCUGGAUCAUUGGAAUUUUCAGCUCCAUCAUCUAAACCAUCUGACUUCUUUCCUCUCUCAUUGUCAUUUACAUCUCAAACUCCUUACGCUAAAAUCAAGAUUGUUGAUGUGUCUACGGUGGAUGAUCAAAGUCCUGUUAAACAUACAGUUGACGUUGUAUUUUUUACAGAAAGUUACGAAGUUGUGUAAUUUUUUUACAUUUUAUAUUUUAAAUUU
Molecule: messenger RNA, 1736 nt
Organism: Aphidius gifuensis
Lineage: Eukaryota; Metazoa; Arthropoda; Insecta; Hymenoptera; Braconidae
Gene: deltaCOP
Product: coatomer subunit delta
Exons: 5
Coding region: 147-1709 (520 amino acids)
Biological process (GO): retrograde vesicle-mediated transport, Golgi to endoplasmic reticulum; endoplasmic reticulum to Golgi vesicle-mediated transport; Golgi localization
Cellular component (GO): cytosol; COPI vesicle coat
Source: RefSeq, a predicted model, not a curated record